Messenger RNA from Oryza brachyantha (malo sina), 1541 nucleotides. RefSeq lists its product as uncharacterized. The record is from RefSeq and is a predicted model, not a curated record. The transcript has a single exon. Bases 229 to 1272 code for a protein of 347 amino acids. NCBI's taxonomy places the organism in Eukaryota, Viridiplantae, Streptophyta, Magnoliopsida, Poales, Poaceae.
AUCUGAUCACUGGCAAAAGUACACUACCACAACACCCCAAAACCUUUCCCAAAAUCACAAAAUAACCCCUCAACCCAAUAAAAUAAUCAAUAACCUCGAAUUUGUAGAUAAACCAGGGGCUGAAUCGAAAAAUGUCUGAGCAGUUAAAAACUCCCACCGUCCCACUCCGCUCCACUUCUCCCACCACUUCGCUCGCCUCGCCGCACCAACCCAUCGAUCCAUCCAUCCAUGGCCGCCGCCGCCGCCCCCGACGCCGACCACCAUGCUGCCGGCGCUGUACCCGGCGACCCGCUCGCCGGCGGCGUUGGGGUGGACAGUGCUUGCUCCACCCCGUUCGUCAGCGCGCCGUCCAGCCCGUCGAGGGACCACCACCACUUCUCUGCCUCCCACGGCGCCUGCUUCUUCAGCGCGCCGGCGAGCCCCACCCGCGGCGGGGGCGGCAAGGAGUUCGGGUGCCUCGGCGACUUCGACUUCGACUUCUCGUCGCGGUUCCCGUCCCCCUCCGCCGCGGCAAUGUCGUCCGCGGACGAGCUCUUCCACAACGGCCAGAUCCGGCCAGUCCGGCUCUCCGCGAUGCUUCUCCAGCCGCAGCCUCUGCCCCCGCUCGUCGACGGCGAGCUCGACGCUUCGCAGCAGGCGGUGGUGGAGGAUGAUGUGGCGACGAAGGGAGGUGCGGAGACGGACGAGCGCGGCCGCAUCCGGAGCCGGUCCGUUCGCCGGAAGGCGCGGUCGAUGUCACCGUUCCGCACGCACUGGAGGGCACCUUCGCCAGCUCCGGCGCCGGAGUCCGUCGAGCCGGUAGCGACCCCGGCGGCGUCUCGCUCGUCGUCAUCGUCGUCGACCGCCUCCUCUGCUUCGUCAACUUCCUCGAGAGGCUCCCGCCGGUGGGCGUUCUUGAAGGACCUCCUCCACCGGAGCAAGUCCGACGGCGGCAAGAACCACCACCACCACCACGACACCGCGCCGCCACCGCCUGCAGCAUCCAGCACCGCGGCGCCAAAAAGGAGCCCCUCGCCGUCCCCGUCUCCUUCGCCGGCGGCGGCCGCGAGAGGAGGGAGAGGGACGGGGCGGAGCAGGAGGAGAUCGGCGCACGAGAGGCUGUACGAGGCGAGGAGGGCGGAGGCCGAGGAGAUGCGGCGGCGGACGUACCUGCCGUACCGGCAGGGGCUGCUCCUCUUCGGCUGCAUCGGCCUCGGCUCCCGCGGCUACGGCGCCGUCCACGGCCUCGCGCGGGGGCUCAACGCCGCCGCCGCCGUCUCCUCGAGGUCAUGACUCGUGACCGCAACCGCGAAAGACUCCCACCAUCUCCAUGGCCGGCCGGACACCUCUCUCCGGCCAUGGCUGCUGUUCUUGGAGCAGUGUGUAGUGGCAAUGCAGUGUGAAAAACCUGCAAAAAUUGCAUAGAAAAUAGUAGCUACUUACUAGAAGUUGCUUUUGCCUUAUUAUAGUUUCUUGUAUGGAUUUUGGUGAUGUAAACGAGCUUGUUCAUCCGGUGACAAAACCACUUAUUAACAAUGGCAAAAAUGUGUUCUUUUACUACA